AUGUCCUCUAGUCCUGGAAAACGAAGCCGACGAAGUCUGAGAGGCGAUAAGGUGUCGAGCGACGACAUGUACGACCAGGGAAGUUGGGAGUGCACAGUGUGCACAUAUCGCAAUAGCGCUGAGUCGUUCCACUGCAUCAUGUGCGACACUCGAAAGGGUACGUCCACCCGAAAACCGAAGCUCAACUCGGCCGUCGUCCAGCAGCAGCAGACUGUACACAAGUUCGUCCAGCAGCAAGCAGCGAUGCUGGCCAGUGAACUGCGCGAAAAAGAGAAGCAGAGAGAGAAGGCCAGCUGCAGUAAACCGACUUCGGUCGUCGUCAAGGAUACGAAGGACUACACGGCCAACAACAGUCCGCUGAAAGCGGACAGUCCGGCGGUGACCGGUUCGAACGUUUCGUCCCCUGCGCCAUCUACGUCCAUGACUCCAACGCCGCAGCCAUACUCGCCGCUGGUCAGCGACUCGAAUUCGGCCACCAGCAAUCGUAGCACGCCUCGUCAAACGACAAAGAAGAUCAUUUUAGAUCGAAACCGAUCGAUGAAUUUGGAUCUUAAUAGCGCUCGGACCUUGGCUGUAACUGUAAAUAAUGUCACUGUGAUAAUUACGGAUUACAAAUUGAAUCCGAUCGAGCCGAAGGAGAAAAAGAGCAAACGAAAGCGAAUGAAAACUGGUAAAAAGCGGACUGACGACUCUGAAAACGAUGACGUUGUUCGUCCGUCUACCGAAAUGAACAAGUACUCUGACUGA
Soboliphyme baturini is the source of this 747-nucleotide messenger RNA. The record is from the annotation of a GenBank genome assembly. Lineage: Eukaryota; Metazoa; Nematoda; Enoplea; Dioctophymatida; Soboliphymatidae.